AUGUUUCCCAAUAUGAUUCAAAUCAAGACAGCUGCCCUAGCUAUGCUUUUCGCUACCCAAGUGCUUUCCGGGCCGGUUGAAUCCCGACAGGCCUCUGUGAGCAUUGAUGCCAAAUUCAAGACUCACGGGAAGAAAUACCUUGGAAACAUUGGUGACCAGGGCACCUUGAACAAGAAUGAAAAGACCCCGGCAAUCCUCAAGGCUGACUUUGGCCAAGUGACUCCGGAGAACAGUAUGAAGUGGGAUGCUACUGAGCCAAACCAAGGACAGUUCUCCUUCACAGGGGCUGACGAGUUGGUCGACUUUGCCGAGUCAAAUGGGAAACUGAUCCGCGGCCAUACUCUCGUGUGGUACUCUCAGCUCCCAUCUUGGGUCUCUUCUAUCUCAGACAAGACAACCUUGAUCGAUGUUAUGAAGAACCACAUUACCACGGUGAUGAAGCAAUACAAGGGUAAAAUCUAUGCCUGGGACGUUGUAAACGAAAUUUUCGAAGAGGAUGGCUCCUUCCGCGAUAGCGUCUUCUACAAUCUCCUUGGAGAAGACUUUGUGCGGAUCGCUUUCGAAACAGCUCGUGCUGCAGACCCAGCUGCGAAGCUUUACAUCAACGACUUCAACCUGGAUUCCGCCUCUUCCACUAAAUUGACUGGCAUGGUUAGCCAUGUUAAAAAAUGGGUUGCUGCCGGUGUCCCAAUUGACGGAAUUGGAACCAAGGAGGUCGCUAUCACCGAGCUUGACAUUGCUGGCGCUGACUCCACCGACUAUGUGAAUGUUGUCAAAGCUUGCCUGGACCAGCCGAAGUGUGUCGGAAUCACAGUUUGGGGAGUUUCUGACUCGGAUUCGUGGCGCUCCGAAUCGAGCCCAUUGCUUUUCGACGGAAAUUACAACCCCAAGGCUGCGUAUGACGCCAUCGCAGAUGCCCUCUAG
Molecule: messenger RNA, 924 nt
Organism: Penicillium verrucosum
Lineage: Eukaryota; Fungi; Ascomycota; Eurotiomycetes; Eurotiales; Aspergillaceae
Product: endo-1,4-beta-xylanase
Exons: 9
Coding region: 1-924 (307 amino acids)
Biological process (GO): carbohydrate metabolic process
Molecular function (GO): hydrolase activity, hydrolyzing O-glycosyl compounds
Source: RefSeq, a predicted model, not a curated record